Molecule: messenger RNA, 1812 nt
Organism: Penicillium taxi
Lineage: Eukaryota; Fungi; Ascomycota; Eurotiomycetes; Eurotiales; Aspergillaceae
Exons: 4
Coding region: 1-1812 (603 amino acids)
Biological process (GO): regulation of telomere maintenance via telomerase; telomere capping
Cellular component (GO): nuclear telomere cap complex; chromosome, telomeric region
Molecular function (GO): telomerase inhibitor activity; G-rich strand telomeric DNA binding
Source: RefSeq, a predicted model, not a curated record
AUGCCUGCUGAUUUAGUGCCUAUUCCAACCGCAUGCUCUCACUUGCAUACAAGGCACACCGUCGUUGGCAUUGUUGUUGACAAGCUGGAUCCCUAUCACAGUCGAGGAUCAUCAGCAUGUGUUACUUUCACACUAAAAGACUCGGAUUUUGAUCUCCCAUCUCAUAGUGGUGGACUUAAAGUUAAGUACUUCAAUGACGAUACGAAUGAACUUCCCGCUGUGGAUGUCAAUGAUGUAGUUCUGCUACGAGGAAUUAAAGUCAAUGGCUGGAAUGGCAAGCCUGUUGGUGUCGCCUCACAAUAUGAAAAGAUCUAUUGGGCAAUAUUCCGACCACAUAAAGAUCCAACUGCCAAUCUAACCAUCAUUACUGGCCCCGGCCAAUUUGAGCCAACAUCUCUAGAAAAGAGGAUAGCAAGAUCUCUGCUAGAACACGUUACAAGCCAGGACAACUUUGUGGUACCACCGCCGCCUAAGAAGACACCUAAAGCGAUUCAAGGAUCCAACGUGGUUCAAGCCUCUAUGCCAGCUAGAAACACGGGAGGCCUCCUUCCAAUUUCUCUCAUAAAAGACGUGCAACCAGGGAAACUUUGCCAGUUAAUUGGUCAGGUAGUGAGAGCAUACACCGCUGAAUUCGACAAAUGCACCCUCUACAUCACCGACUACACUGAAAAUGAACAGCUUGAGAAUAUUCUGAAAGAAGACGAUGAGAAUAUUGCUGAGGGUGACUCUUACGGCUACCUAUCCAGGAAAAGCAGAGGUUGGCCAGGCCCAUGGGGAAAAAUGUCACUACAGGUCACUCUAUGGGAACCUCAUGCCACCUUUGCACGAGCGCAUAUUAAGCCGGGAAACAUAGUCCACAUCACAUAUGCGCGAAUUAAGGAUGGUUUCAUGGGGUUAGAGGGCGUUAUUCAUCAAGACAGAAAUUUUUCGAGCAAAGUCCAUAUUGCUGUGGUCUUAAGCGAAUACAAUCAGCAUGCGCGAGACUUGAUGAACCGGCGCAAAGAAUACUGGAAGGAAAAUGGCUCCUCCAAGGAAGAUGUAGUCAUCGAAAAGAAGAAGAUCGCUCAAAAAGCCAGGAAGAUGCCAGAAAAAGAUGAGCAGAGAGAAGACGCACAAAUACACACCACAACCUCACUUCCAGGAAAAGUUUUACGGACGACACUCAAUCCAAGUAUUAAAAUCCGCGAGUAUGGAGCCACAGUUCGGUCAAUCGAGUCCAUCUUGUCCGCUGAGACCCAUUCCAUUAAUAUCCCUAGUGGAAUUACCUAUAAGCUCCCAUUUCAAAAUGUCUGCUACCAGGCUAAUGUCCGAGUGGUUGACUUUUUCCCUCCGAAAUUGGAAGAUUUCGCAGUACAGAUAGCUGAUAACCCCAUUGCUCAUCGUGGAUAUGACAGCCAGCCCAUGGUAUGGGAAUGGUGCUUCUGUCUUCUUGUUGAAGGAAUUGAUCCUAUGGUCUCCAGGGAAACCCCACGCGAUCAGAUGCGGCUUUACGUCUCUGGUGCAGAGGCUCAGCAUCUGCUACACCUUGACGCUGCGAAUCUCCGGCGCAAUCAACAACGGCUAGGAGAGCUCCGUGAGCAAUUGUUUCAUCUCUGGGGCAAUCUUGAGGAAUGCAAAAUGUCUGCAUCUGCUCGUGUUGGGAAAAAAGUAUCAUCUCUUCCCUUUCAGUGCUGCAUCAAAGAGUAUGGAGUCCAGUGUGACCAUGCAAAGGAUCCAGAUGGCAUGGAUGUCGACGGAGAACCUUGCGGCAAACAAGGUUGCUUUGGAUGGGAUAGACGAUUUGCCAUAUUUGGAACGCAAAUACGCGAGUAA